AUGUCUAACAAGUUCUCCGGGGUUCUUGCUGCUCUCAUCACUCCCUUCACAGAUGAUGGAAAGUCUGUUGACGCAGGCCGCUUCAAGGCUCACAUCGACAACCUGUUUGACGCCGGCAUUCACGGCCUUGUUCCCGGUGGUAGCACAGGUGAAUUCACCGUGUUGAGCCUCGAGGAACGCAAGCUGGUCAAUGAGCUUGCGGUCAAGUAUGCUGCUGGUCGUGGGCCUGUCAUUGCUGGUGUUGGAAGUACCAAGACCGAAGAGGCUGUGGACCUCGCCCUUCAUGCUGCGAAAAUCGGCGUGGACGCCGUCAUGGUCGUUCCUCCUUACUACGACCCUGUCAACUAUGAGCAGCUGAAGGAGCUUCUCUCGGAGAUUCACCAAGCCUCUGGACUCCCCAUUGUCUACUAUAACAUCCCGUCUAUCAGCGGCUUGACUCUCUCGCCCGAUGAAAUCGCUGGCCUGAGCUCCGUCGGCGUCUCGUCAUACAAGGAUACCUCGGGUAACGCGCCUGACUUCACCGAGCUCGUGUUCGGGCAUGGAGAUAAGAUCGCUGCGAUGAAUGGAUGGGAUACCCUCACUUUCUAUGGUAUGGCUGCCGGCAACGAGGCUAUUAUCUGGGGUGCUGCCAAUGUCAUUCCUGAAAUUGCCGUCGAGCUGUGGAAUGCCAUCGCGGUUCAAAACGACAUUCGCCAGGGUCGGGAAAUCUGGAAGAAGAUCUGGCCUAUUUGCAAGUUCCUUGAGGCACACAACUACUCGGCCGCCAUCAAGACUGGAAUGGAGCUGCGGGGCCAGAAGACUGGAGGUGUUCGGAAGCCCUUUGCUCUGUUGGACCCUAAGCACCACGCCGAGUACCGCCAGCUCCUACUCAACGCUCAGAUCCAGCUUCCUUGA
Messenger RNA from Penicillium salamii, 894 nucleotides. The record is from the annotation of a GenBank genome assembly. Lineage: Eukaryota; Fungi; Ascomycota; Eurotiomycetes; Eurotiales; Aspergillaceae.